CUAGCAAAGUUAUAUUCGGAUCAGCUUCAACUGCAAGUGAUUUCUUAAUUGUUAACACCCGUAUCCUUUCUUAUCCCUCCUUCAUCAUGGCCGACAAGAAGAAUCUUCUGUUACUCUUUGAUCGCCCCCAAGAGCCGGUGUUUAUGGAAAAGGGCAAUAAAGUCGUUUUUGAUGUCCCCGACAACUUCCUGACCGAUCGUUACAAACCAAUUGGAAAUGAGGUCCAGAGUCGUUUUGGCGAGAAAGCUGAACAAAGGAUUCCUGUGAACAAUAUCUCAAUUCCGGAUCUAAGGAUCCCAAUGUCACUUGGAAGGAACGAACAAUUUUCACUGUUUGUACCUCGGCAUAGGCGAGUUGCUGGCCGACUUAUUGAUAUCUUCGUCGGUGUUCGUUCGAUUGAUGAUCUUCAAAGUGUUGCAGUCUUUGCUCGUGAUCGUGUCAACCCUUAUUUAUUCAAUUAUGCGCUUUCUGUUGCUCUCCUGCAUCGUCCGGAUACCAAAGGAUUGCGUCUACCAUCAUUUGUUGAAACCUUCCCUGAUAAGUAUGUUGACUCAAAAGUUUUCGCGCAAAUCCGCGAAGAAGCAACGGUAGUAGAAGAGGGUUCCAGAAUGCCAAUUAUCAUCCCGCGAGAUUACACAGCAUCGGAUUUGGACCCAGAGCAUAGAUUGUGGUACUUCCGUGAAGAUAUGGGUGUGAAUCUCCACCACUGGCAUUGGCAUUUAGUCUAUCCAUUCGAAGCUGCAAGCCGUGAAAUCGUCAACAAGGACAGACGUGGUGAACUCUUCUAUUACAUGCACCAGCAGCUUGUCGCCCGCUACAACUUUGAGAGAUUCAGCAAUAAUUUGGCACGAGUCAAGCGAUUCAACAACUUGCGCGAGCCCAUUCCUGAAGGAUAUUUCCCGAAGAUGGAUUCCUUGGUUGCCAGUCGCGCUUGGCCACCUCGUGUGGAAAACACAGUUCUCAGAGAUCUCAAUCGGGAAUUGGACCAAAUCAAACUUGAUGUUUCUGACUUGGAGAGAUGGCGUGAUCGAUUCUUUGAAGCUGUCCACCAGGGAUUCAUUGUUGAUGAAAGCGGCAACCGCGUUCAAUUAGACGAAACCCGCGGCAUUGAUAUCCUUGGAAAUAUAAUGGAAUCCUCGAUCAUCUCACCGAAUCGUCAGCUUUAUGGGGAUCUUCACAAUAUGGGCCACGUUUUCAUUUCCUAUUCUCACGACCCUGAUCAUCGUCAUUUGGAGUCAUUCGGAGUAAUGGGUGAUACCGCCACCGCUAUGAGAGAUCCUAUCUUCUACAAAUGGCACGCAUAUGUUGAUGAUAUGUUCCAGGAACAUAAGGAAAGUUUGACACCAUAUACGCUUCCACAGCUCAACUAUCGCGGAGUCACAGUCACUGGUAUCAAUGUAGCUCCUGAAGGAGGUAAAGCUGAUACCUUCCAAACAUUCUGGCAACAGUCAGAUAUCAACCUGUCCCGUGGAAUGGAUUUCGUACCGCGUGGAAACGUUUUCGCCAGAUUCACCCACUUACAACAUGCCCCAUUCACCUACACGAUCAACGUUAAUAAUGAUGGAGGCGCAGCCCGGUUUGGUACCAUACGUAUCUUCUUGGGACCGAAAUUUGAUGAACGUGGUACUGAGAUGUUGUUCCGUGAUCAACGUUUGCUUAUGAUUGAGUUGGACAAGUUUGUAGUGUCAUUACGUCCUGGACAAAAUACUGUAAGACGUCGUUCUAUAGAGUCCUCCGUUACUCUACCCUUUGAACGUGUCUUCCGGAACUUAGAUGACAAUCGACCAGCAGAAGGUACAGCCGAAGAAGCUCAAUUCAACUUCUGUGGCUGUGGAUGGCCCGAUCAUAUGCUCAUUCCCAGAGGAAAACCAGAAGGACUUCCCUGUCAGCUUUUCGUUAUGAUUUCGAACUAUGAUGACGAUAGGGUCGACCAAGAAUUGACUGGAACGUGCAACGAUGCGGCCUCCUAUUGUGGUGUUAAGGAUCGAUUGUAUCCUGACCGUCGUGCCAUGGGAUACCCAUUUGAUCGUCUACCAAGACAAGGAAGCGACCGACUCAGCAACUUCCUGACACCAAAUAUGAUGGUCAAGGACAUGUCUAUUGUUUUCACUGACCGUACAACUGUCCGCUCUAUUCCUUUCACUAUGGCUGACAAGAAGAAUCUCCUGUUGCUCUUCGAUCGCCCACAGGAGCCAGUUUUUAUGGAAAAGGGCAAUAAGGCCGUUUUCGACAUCCCUGACAAUUUCCUGACCGAUCGUUACAAACCAAUCGGCAAUGAGGUCCAAAGUCGUUUUGGCGAGAAGGCUGAACAAAGGAUUCCUGUGAACAAUAUUUCGAUUCCGGAUCUAAGGAUCCCAAUGUCAUUGGGCAGGAAUGAACAGUUUUCUUUGUUUGUCCCACGGCAUAGGCGAAUUGCUGGACGACUUAUUGAUAUUUUCAUGGGUGUUCGCUCAAUCGACGAUCUUCAGAGUGUUGCAGUCUUCGCUCGUGAUCGUGUCAACCCUUAUUUAUUCAACUAUGCCCUUUCUGUUGCUUUGCUUCAUCGUCCGGAUACCAAAGGAUUGCGUCUACCAUCAUUUGUGGAAACCUUUCCUGACAAAUAUGUUGACUCAAAGGUUUUCUCGCAAAUCCGUGAGGAAGCAACGGUAGUAGAAGAAGGUUCCAGAAUGCCUAUUAUCAUCCCGAAAGAUUAUACCGCUUCGGAUUUGGACCCAGAACAUCGACUAUGGUACUUCCGCGAAGAUAUGGGUGUCAACCUCCAUCACUGGCAUUGGCACUUGGUCUACCCAUUCGAAGCUGCAAGUCGUGAAAUCGUGAAUAAAGAUAGACGUGGUGAACUCUUCUACUACAUGCACCAGCAGCUUGUCGCUCGUUACAAUUUGGAAAGAUUCAGCAAUAAUUUGGCACGAGUUAAACGAUUCAACAACUUACGCGAUCCCAUCCCGGAAGGAUAUUUCCCGAAAAUGGAUUCUUUGGUUGCCAGUCGUGCCUGGCCUCCACGUAUGGAAAACACAGUUCUCAGAGAUCUUGAUAGGGAGCUGGAUCAAAUUAAACUUGAUGUAUCUGACUUAGAGAGAUGGCGUGAUCGUUUCUAUGAAGCUGUGCAUCAAGGAUUUAUUGUUGAUGAAAGCGGCAACCGUGUCCAACUAGACGAAACCCGUGGCAUUGAUAUCCUUGGAAAUAUAAUGGAAUCCUCGAUCAUUUCUCCCAAUCGUCAGCUAUACGGAGAUCUUCACAAUAUGGGCCAUGUAUUUAUUUCCUACUCCCAUGAUCCUGAUCAUCGCCAUUUGGAGUCAUUCGGAGUAAUGGGUGAUUCUGCAACUGCUAUGAGAGAUCCUGUCUUCUACAAAUGGCAUGCAUACGUCGAUGAUAUGUUCCAGGAACAUAAGGAAAGCCUUACACCAUACACUCUACCACAACUCAACUAUCGCGGAGUCACAAUCACUGGUAUCAGUGUAGCUCCUGAAGGAGGUAAAGCUGAUACCUUCCAAACAUUCUGGCAACAAUCUGACAUAAACUUGUCCCGUGGAAUGGAUUUCGUACCACGUGGCAAUGUUUUCGCCAGAUUCACCCACUUACAACAUGCCCCAUUCACCUACACGAUCAACGUUAAUAAUGAUGGAGGCGCAGCCCGGUUUGGUACCGUGCGUAUUUUCUUGGGACCGAAAUUCGAUGAACGUGGUACUGAGAUGUUGUUCCGUGAUCAACGUUUGCUUAUGAUUGAGUUGGAUAAGUUCGUGGUUUCAAUGCGUCCUGGACAAAAUACCAUCAGACGCCGGUCUAACGAGUCUUCUGUCACCAUACCCUUCGAGCGAGUUUUCCGAAAUUUAGAUGACAAUCGACCAGCAGAAGGCACAGCUGAGGAAGCUCAAUUCAACUUCUGUGGCUGUGGAUGGCCGGAUCAUAUGCUUCUUCCCAGAGGAAAACCAGAGGGACUCCCAUGUCAACUCUUCGUUAUGGUAUCGAACUACGAUGAUGAUAGGGUCGACCAAGAAUUGACUGGAACGUGCAACGAUGCGGCCUCUUAUUGCGGUGUAAAAGACCGAUUGUAUCCUGACCGUCGUGCUAUGGGCUAUCCAUUCGAUCGUCUACCAAGACAAGGAAGCGACCGACUCAGCAACUUCCUCACACCCAAUAUGAUGGUUAAGGACAUCCCAGUUGUAUUCACUGACCGUACUACUGUCCGCUCUUAGUUCGCUCUCUCGCUCUCUUAAUAUGGUCGAUUAGGUUUUUGUCUCAACUGAAAUUUCAAUGAAAAUAAAAUAAAAUAAUGCGUCUAUCAACUGCA
Messenger RNA from Hermetia illucens (black soldier fly), 4288 nucleotides. RefSeq lists its product as uncharacterized. Bases 87 to 4193 code for a protein of 1368 amino acids. The transcript is spliced from 14 exons. Gene Ontology annotation, molecular function: oxidoreductase activity. The record is from RefSeq and is a predicted model, not a curated record. NCBI's taxonomy places the organism in Eukaryota, Metazoa, Arthropoda, Insecta, Diptera, Stratiomyidae.